GUUCUACGUUGAAUGCAUUUUAAAGUGAAAAAAAGUGAAGAAUCCAUUAAGCUUAAUCUUUUUUUCUGUGUGAAGAACAUAUUCCAUCGCAAUUUUCAAUUUCACGAUAGUGGGAAUGGUGGGGAACAUGUUUAUUAGGGGGCCAAGCUUAAAGAAUCGUUCUGCUUCGUACAGAUAUUGCAGUAUAGCGUCGUCUUCCACAGAUUGCACGUAAAAUUUUGUACAAUUACAUUCUUGAUAGUUUUUUCUUUUAUAAUUUAGAAUCAGUUCGGUAAUUUUCUGGAAUUGCAUUUGGAAAUUUUGCACGUUAUGACGUUGUUACCACCGACGGCAGAACAGCAGAAACGGAUAAACGAGGAGGUUUCGACAGAUCCAGAAACGAGGAAACGCGAUGUGGCUGCCAUACGUGAUUGGCUCUCGAAACAACCUCAUCUACCUAAUCAUAUGGACGAUACGAGGCUCGAGAGAUUUCUGUUUGGCUGCAAAAAUAGUAUAGAGAGAUGCAAAUUGAUUUUGGAACGAUAUUUUAGUGUACGUACCGCAAUUCCAGAAUUUUUUGCCGUUCGAGAUCCACUUGCACGAGAAAUUCAAGAAUGCUGCGAAGCAAUCCAAUAUUUUAUUUUACCAUCAUUAACGGACGAAGGAUACCGGGUGACUAUUUUACGAUUAAAGGACAGUACCAUAGAUAAAUUUUCUAUUCAGACCAUCUCUAGAAGGAUUCUUAUGGUCCUGGAUACUCGUCUGAUAGAAGAACAAUGUCUAUCAAAUAUUAUGGUAAUCGAUCUCGAGGGAUUUGGUGUGGUUCAUUUUACGAAAUGCAGUCCAACUCAAAGUAUUGUUCGUAAGGCAAUGUUGGCAAUGCAAGAUAGCAUGCCAUUACGACUUCAUAGAGUUCAUUUUCUUCACGCUCCUGCAUUCAUAGAAAAUAUUCUAAAUAUAUUUUAUCCUUUAUUGAAAGUUCGACUUGUUCAAAAAUUUCGUAUUCACACUGGAGGUGGUGAAGAAUUGCACUCUUAUAUGAACAAAGAUAUACUUCCAAAUGAAUGGGGUGGGAAAGCAGGCACUUUGGAUGAGUUGAAUGGUGCGUGGAAAAAGAAAAUUGAAAAAAACAGAGACUGGUUUUUGCGAGAGGAAAAGCUUAGUCGAACGAACGAAAAUGCUAGACUUCCAGAAUCAAAAACGAGAAUUUUAAAAGAAUUGGAAGGAUUACAAGGUUCUUUUAGACAAUUAAAUAUUGAUUAAGAUCUCUUGAAUAUAUUUUCUAUAAAUUCAUUUUCAUUUAUUUUUUAUUUUUAUUGUACUUUUAUAUUGUAUUUAAGAUCGUGCCUAAUAAGAAAAUAUUAAAAUAAAAAAUUAUUCGUAUUAUUUUUCAACAUAUAUACAGAUAAUUUAAAAUUUAUUAUCUCUUAUACUUUUGUAAAUUUUAUCUCAAAUUUUACGAAGUAUAGACAAGGAAAGAAGAUGGUGGGAGAAGGAUAGAGAUAGGAUAAAAAUGUGGAAAUCAGCGCCAUCUUCAGAGUGCCGCAAAUGAAACUCAAUACACAAGGACAGAAAAUAAUUAAAAAAGGAUAGAGAUAUAAGAAUUGACUCUCAGCGCCAUCUUUUGAAUAUCAGAGAAACUUUUUUAAAAUACAUCUUUUCAUAUGAUAAAGUAGAGUAAGAAUUUAGAAUCAGCGCUAUCUUACAAUUACUUUUAGAAAAUAUUCAAUCUUAUAAUAUUUUUAUUAUUCAACAGAUGGCGCUAAUUGCUAAUUCUUCCUCUACUUUAUCUUGUUUUGAAGAAAUUUUUCUGAUCUUCAAAAGAUGGCGCUGAGUGUCAAUUCUGACUAUAUCUCUAUCCUUUUUUAAUUAUUUUCUGUCCUUGUAUAUUGAGUUUCAUUUGCGGCACUCUGAAGAUGGCGCUGAUUUCCACAUUUUUAUCCUAUCUCUAUCCUUCUCCCACCAUCUUCUUUCCUUGUCUAUACUUACUAUACAAAGUUUAUGCAUUUAAAAAAUAACCCCGAUAUUUCAUUAACUUUAUUAUUUUUUUUCCUUCAUUUAUCAAUUAAAAAUCUUAACAGAAUCAUUUUAAUAGAAUCUAUUCGAUCUAAUUUUUAAAAAAAUUUUAUAAUAUUGAUUUUUAUAACAUAUUUAAAAAUCAUUGAAAUCAAUUUUUUCUACAAAUUUCUCUUCUAUCAUUAAAAUCCUGUAUACGAGAUGGAGUCUGAAAAAAAAAUAAUAUAAAAAAAAA
Apis mellifera (honey bee) is the source of this 2230-nucleotide messenger RNA. Its product is annotated as alpha-tocopherol transfer protein-like. Gene Ontology annotation, molecular function: phosphatidylinositol bisphosphate binding. NCBI's taxonomy places the organism in Eukaryota, Metazoa, Arthropoda, Insecta, Hymenoptera, Apidae. The record is from RefSeq and is a predicted model, not a curated record. Bases 310 to 1242 code for a protein of 310 amino acids. The transcript is spliced from 7 exons. Gene Ontology annotation, cellular component: membrane.